AUGGGACAAGGCCAGUCCAAUGAAGAGGGGCCGCAUCUCACGACGGCGCAGGUCAGCCAUGAGCUUGCACUGAGAUUCGCAAAACGAUGCUUCACUCCCCUCGAACUCUACUCCUUUCAAGAUGUAUUUAAGAGCCUGGCGGAUCACCAGGACUCGAUUGCAUACCUCAAAGAAGACACGACAGCACGAUUCCUCGAGAUUCCGGACAUUCUUGGAGCAUCCUCGAUUAUCUUCCAGAUGAUCUCAUAUCUCGGCGCAUUUCCAUUUGGUCAAGAUGCGCCGGUCGUAUUAGGAUUCGAACAGAUGGUAAUGGUGGUUGUAAUAAUGACGCAGAGGUAUCAACGGGUGCUGAAGAAGGGGAACCGGGACCGAACGAAACUGCUCUUCCGGAGUCUGGCAGUCUACGACCGAGGAGAGUCCCAUAAUGAUGAGGGCAAUCCUGAAACGAACGAGGACACACAUAAGGGCGAGGGAUCAGGUGUUGCAAGAAGUCAUGUCGCAGGCUUCACUGUGGAUGUUGCGGCGAACGACGAAGAAGUGGAAGAUGACGAUGAUCUGGCUCUGGCUGCGCUGGAGUCAUUAGACGCCAUCGAAGUCUUCCGACACGGCGACGCACCGAUCACACAAGCUUCGAUACCCUCGGACAACCUCAAGAAGCUCAUAAUGCUUCUCCUCUUAAUAGCACCCCUCGGAACGCAAGAAAGUCUUGCUCGACACGCCGAAAGGCUAUCAGGAGACCAGCUUGAAAGUCUCCGAAGAACUGCGGACAAUAUCCUAGGCGCAUUUGUGAAUGUUGAAAAGUCUCCAGGAGUCAAAAUUCAUCAAUUUAAUACUGUGAUACCCAUUUCGUUACCAUUCAUGUUCAAUGGCUUCAAUGCUCUGUUUGAGCACUUCCUUUUCUCCAAAAAUAUCGACUUCACAAAACGAAGGGAUUCAACUCCUUUGCCGCCUCCUAACCCAACGAUAGAUCAGCCACUACUACCACAAAUAGGAGAGAUCCUGGAUCUGAAUGUUCUGUCACAAUUGUCAUUUUUCAUGCCCGGCGACACACUCUUCAGGCGGCUCCGUCUACUCUACUCUGGAGGAGAUGCCGGAUUUUCAAUGGGAAGCUUCGAAACCAAAGUUUUCAACUGGCGAGCUCCCACUAUUUUCUUGGUCUCAGGAAACCGCAUCUCAGAACCUCCCACAGGCGGCCAAGAACGAGCAUUCUCAGACACACUCCCAUCAAAGCGCUUCCCAGACAGCAGCAAAUCCAGCCAUGUCGUCUUCGGCGCCUACCUCUCCCAGCCUUGGCGUCAGACCCACAAAGAGUGUAUCGGUGACACAGAUACACUUCUCUUCCAACUUGAGCCAGUCCAUGAAGUCUUCCACGCUUCCACCAUAAACAAAGACUAUAUCUCUUUCACGAAAUCCUCAACUUCUCACGCUGGCAUCGCAUUUGGCUCUCCAAAUCCGAAAUCUAAACCUACAGCCGGCCUUCCACCUCACGUAUCUCUUGGCGCUGUCUCUUUAAUGCUCGACUCCUCAUUCGAGUUCGGAGUCUUCACUCACAAUUAUACGAGUGGUGGAGGAGCAUUUCAUAACAGCCAGAGCAGGAAAAGUGAUUGGCAAGACAGGUUCGAGAUUGAAAGCCUGGAGGUUUGGGGUUGCGGUGGGGACAAGGAGCAAGAAGAGCAGAGACAGAGGUGGGAGUGGGAAGAGAGGGAGGCAGAGGCGAGGAGGAAGGUGAAUUUGGGGACGGGGGAUAUCGAGGCUGAUAGAGCGCUGCUUGAGAUGGCGGGGUUAAUUGGUGGGAAUAGAAGUGGUGGGUCGAUGAACUAG
Molecule: messenger RNA, 1821 nt
Organism: Hyaloscypha bicolor E
Lineage: Eukaryota; Fungi; Ascomycota; Leotiomycetes; Helotiales; Hyaloscyphaceae
Product: TLDc domain-containing protein 2
Exons: 2
Coding region: 1-1821 (606 amino acids)
Source: RefSeq, a predicted model, not a curated record